Caenorhabditis remanei is the source of this 405-nucleotide messenger RNA. RefSeq lists its product as uncharacterized. The transcript is spliced from 2 exons. Bases 1 to 405 code for a protein of 134 amino acids. Lineage: Eukaryota; Metazoa; Nematoda; Chromadorea; Rhabditida; Rhabditidae. The record is from RefSeq and is a predicted model, not a curated record.
AUGUCUUCUCAAUCAAGAGUUAUCAGAAGAAAUUGCGCUUUUUGUGCAAAAGCUGAGAACAGGAAGCAAAUGAUCCCAGUCACGAAAAACAAGGAGCAACUUCUUGUUUGGAAUCAACGACUAGGAGCUGAGUUUCAGGAAAAUUGUGAGAAAACGAUUACUCCGUAUCUGUGUCUCUCACACUUUCCACGAAAGAAAGCAGAAUUUCCUCGGUCCAAAAUUAGUCCGUACUUGAAUGGAAAACCUCCUAAUUUGGCGAGAGAUGGUUAUUAUGCUACUUCAACUGAUUCCUCAAUUUCUUUGUCUUCAUCUUUGUCUUCUAAAUCUCUAGAUUCUUCUUCUGAUUUUGAUGUUGAAUCCGAUAAUGAGAGUGAGAACGACAUAUGUUCUGAAGAUGAUGUAUGA